Molecule: messenger RNA, 519 nt
Organism: Phodopus roborovskii (desert hamster)
Lineage: Eukaryota; Metazoa; Chordata; Mammalia; Rodentia; Cricetidae
Product: cytochrome b5
Exons: 1
Coding region: 62-466 (134 amino acids)
Cellular component (GO): mitochondrial outer membrane; intracellular membrane-bounded organelle
Molecular function (GO): heme binding
Source: RefSeq, a predicted model, not a curated record
GUGAGAAGCGCACCUCCCUGCAAGGCUGUGUCUCAGGGUCAGGGAGGCUCACUGUUACGAAAUGGCUGGGCAGGCAGACAAGGAUGUGAAGUACUACAAGCUGGAGGAGAUUCAGAAGCACAAAGACAGCAAGAGCACCUGGGUGAUCCUGCACCACAAGGUGUACGAUCUGACCAAGUUUCUGGAAGAGCAUCCUGGUGGAGAAGAAGUACUAAGGGAACAGGCCAGGGGUGACGCUACCGAGAACUUUGAGGACGUCAGGCACUCUACUGAUGCUCUAGAACUGUCCAAAACCUACAUCAUCGGGGAGCUCCAUCCCGAUGACAGAUCAAAGAUAGCCAAGCCUGUGGAAACUCUUAUCACUACUGUGGAUUCUAAUUCCAGUUGGUGGACCAACUGGGUGAUCCCAGCCAUCUCAGUCCUGGCUGUAGCCCUGAUGUAUCGCCUCUACAUGGCAGAAGAGUAACUUGCCUCUUCACACAAAGGAUGGGAAAGACUGCCCCGGAGAAGGGAGAAAAG